AUGGCGGAUGGCAAAGCAGUUGAGGAAGUUGAAAAGAAAGAGACGACUCCUACUGCUGCUGGGAAUGAAAAGAAAAAGAGAAAAGGAUUCUUUUCUGGGUUUUUGAAUGGAUUUUUUAGGUUUUUUAGGUUACACAGAGAUGAUUUCGAAAAGCGCCUUCAACAUAUUUCUAAAGAGGAAGCUUCUAUUAUUGCUAGAGUCGCCAGGAGAUCGCGAUCAAGGAGACGCGUGUCCCGCGAUUUAAUCCUAUUUUCGGUUAUACUUGAGGUCAUUGCUGUAGGGUAUGCUAUUAUGACAACACGGUCAGUGGGUAUCGAUUGGAAAAUGAGGGCAAUCCGGGUGUUACCAAUGUUUCUUUUGCCUGCACUAUCAACUGCUGCUUAUUCAGCAUUUAUCAGCUUCACAAGAAUGUGUGAUCAAAGGGACCAAAAUAUUCUUGAAAAGCUUCGAGCUGAAAGGCAAGCAAAAAUUGAUGAGCUGAAAGAAAAAACAAAUUAUUACUCCACACAGCAGCUUAUUCAGAGAUAUGACCCAGACCCAGCCGCAAAGGCAGCUGCAGCAACCGUUUUGGCGUCUAAAUUGGGUGCAGAUUCUGGUUUUCAAUGGUACAUGGGUGAUGACUCCAAUCUCAGUGGUCCUUCAACAGGGAAAAGCAAUGAUGUUGAACUUGUGCAGUCCUCUGGACUUCGAAAUCGGAAACAAGCUCAAACUAGAUCCACUGGUACAGGGACAGCCUCACCAAAUUUUGCUGAUCAACAGUUAGUAGGUUCAGGUGGAUUCGAUCAAACCCAGGGGUCUGAGUAUAAUCAACCUACUGUUGUUGAACAUCAACCUCAAAGUUCAAACCCACAAGAUGGAGGAUGGAUUGCAAGAAUUGCAGCGUUGCUUGUGGGUGAGGACCCAACUCAAUCGUAUGCUCUCAUAUGCGGCAACUGCCACAUGCAUAAUGGUCUUGCUCGAAAGGAGGAUUUCCCAUUUAUCACUUAUUACUGCCCGCAUUGCCAUGCGCUGAACAAACCAAAGCAAUUGGACGGUGUCUCCAGUCUUCCUUCCCCUAAUUCCAGGUCUGUGCAAAUGGAUGAACGUAUAUUGGCCCUUCCUUCCUCUAAUGCAGCAGGUUCUGUGCAAUUGGAUGAACAUAUCUCGGGCCUUCCUUCCCCUAACGCUGGGUCUGUGCAAUUGGAUGAACACACCUCGGGGCUUCCUUCCCCUAAGGCAGGGUCUCCCAAAACAGGCGACAGUGAGGCAGUUUUAAAUGCUAGUGCUUCUGCUGCAGAGAGCACAAUCACAAGCGAUAAUCCCGUAAAUGAUAGCCUCGAGAUUGAGGAAGUAUCAGAAAGGACAAGUUUAGAGGAGAGAACUGAUUGA
Lathyrus sativus (Indian pea) is the source of this 1368-nucleotide messenger RNA. The record is from the annotation of a GenBank genome assembly. NCBI's taxonomy places the organism in Eukaryota, Viridiplantae, Streptophyta, Magnoliopsida, Fabales, Fabaceae.